AUGUUCAUUAUCCUCCCGCCAUCCCUCUACGCCGCAACAAUCUACAUGACCUACGGCCGAAUCAUAACGUACAUCGGCAAGCCCCAUCUAUCAACUAUCGGGCCGCAGAAUGUGACCAAAGUCUUCGUUAGUGGGGAUGUAACUGCUUUCCUCUUGCAACUUGCAGGCGGUGGUAUGCAGACCAUCAACAGCACGCGCAACCUUGGGCAAAAAAUUCUUCUCGUCGGUCUGUUUGUGCAGCUUAUCUUCUUCGGGUUCUUUUUAUAUGUCUCUGGUAGCUUCCAGGUCCGCUUACGGAAGUGUGGAUAUGGCUGGUCCGGCGGCGGUCAGUGGCGGAGACUCCUUCAUAUCCUCUUCCUUGUCUCAGCUUUGGUGAUUGAGCGGUGUGUCUUUCGGGUUGUUGAGUAUGCUGAGGGUACUGAUGGAUCCGUGUACACACAUGAGGUUUAUGCUUAUAUCUUGGACGCCAUUCCGAUGUUCUUUGUGCAGGCUAUCUUUCACUUUUGUCACCCCGGGAAAGUUCUGAUUGGGAAGACGCUGGAGGAUCCGGAAUAA
Aspergillus affinis is the source of this 555-nucleotide messenger RNA. RefSeq names its product RTA1 domain-containing protein. Gene Ontology annotation, cellular component: membrane. NCBI's taxonomy places the organism in Eukaryota, Fungi, Ascomycota, Eurotiomycetes, Eurotiales, Aspergillaceae. The transcript has a single exon. The record is from RefSeq and is a predicted model, not a curated record. The coding region runs from base 1 to 555 and encodes 184 amino acids.